Colias croceus (clouded yellow) is the source of this 3457-nucleotide messenger RNA. It is a transcript of the gene SWIP, whose product is annotated as WASH complex subunit 4. Lineage: Eukaryota; Metazoa; Arthropoda; Insecta; Lepidoptera; Pieridae. Gene Ontology annotation, biological process: endosomal transport; endosome organization. Gene Ontology annotation, cellular component: WASH complex; endosome. Bases 124 to 3396 code for a protein of 1090 amino acids. The record is from RefSeq and is a predicted model, not a curated record. The transcript has 5 exons.
UAUUUGUGAAAUCUAAAAAUUUAUCAAGAGAUUGUUUUCUUCGUUGUAUUUUUAAUUAAGCGAAAGCGAUACACAUUAAAUAAUUGUAUGUAGUAUUCUAGUUUUGUUUAGUACUUCUUUAACAUGAAAACUGACGUGGAAAAGGAAGCUGGAGCACUUGUGCUAAGAAAUUAUGGCAAUUUUUUUAAACAACAAUAUCAGGAUUAUGCGUCGGUAUUAAAAUGUGGAUCGUUUGAUGAUAAUAAGUCGUUUUUACCUAUUCAAAUAGAGUUAGCUCCUGAAGAACUUCUCCCUGUUACGGAGCUUGUUGUAUCAGAUAAUCCUGUUAUGACUAAAAUAUUGGGUAUCUUCACAUCUCUCUGUGCUGAAAUAGCAACAUUGAAAAUUGAAGCAUUUGAUAAGCAUUUCAAAUUUUUAUCUUUGUAUGAUGAAUACACUAGUAGUGAUAUUUCUCAUCAGAUGCAAUCUAUUUGCUUACUGAAUGCAUUUGUGAUCCGUUGUAAUGACACAUUGAAUAAUGUAUUGAGUCAAGUUUUUGCUGUGUUUAGAGAGGAAAUAGUUAAUAUAAAUGGAAUUCAAUGGCAUUACAUUAUUAACAAUAUCGGAGAACUCUUUACAAUAUUAGUUUUAACAGAAUUAUUAAUAUCAAAAUGUUCCAUUCAAACCAAGUGGAAUGCAUUUGUAAAAGCUUUCAAAAGUCAAAAUUCUUCUGGCAGAAGUUUAGACAUCAAUGAAGAUAGACUCAAUUCUGUAAAUGGAGCUAUUGACAUCAUUACAGCAAGACUUAUGAGUGAUGAUGUUGUUCAAAAUUCCCUAAGUAAUUUACUCAACCUAAGAAAGAAAGAUCUCCCUGGAAAAGUGUGUGGAACAGUAAUGACAGAAUUUACCCAGUAUAUCAAGCAAGCAUUGAUUAAUCUUGAUAAAUUUAUCCAAGAUAAACCUAAUUCAGACAACAUGUACAAAUGCAUUAAAAUAAAUGCAUUAUUUGUAUUAAACUGUCACCUCUUCAGUAACAAUGAUAAAAAACUUUUCAAAAGUCUAUCAGAAAUUAAUGCCAAGGCUCACAGCAUCUACAUUAUUGGUAAUGCAAUAUGGUUUCCAGAGCAGUUUCUUCAUAGAUAUAUACCAUCAUUAAGUACUAAUAGUAAUAAACUAUCACAGGCUAUGUUAAAAGCUCGCCAAGCGUACAUGAAUAGCAAAAAAUUAUCACUUGCUAAGGAUAUAAUAAAUCUUCAAAAUAUUUGCACUCUUUGGGUUUUGACAACAGAAGAUCUAUUUUCAUGUAACAACAAACUUAGUGCUUGUGAAAUGAGCAACCAUGCUAAAACUUUAUUGGAUGGCCUCGAAAUUGCAUCUAAUUUAUCACAUUCUGUGCUUUCUUUUAUUAAUUUGCAUCUGUCACUAGGGGUGCCAUUGACAAAAACAUUAUUGAUGUCGAUUUUCGAAUUUAUAGAUACCCUAAAGGCUCUAAAGAAUGUUGUGAGCCGAAAUUAUACACAAAUUAUUAAUUCAAUAACAAUGAUAGUUCAACAUUUAACAUUCCAAGCUGCUUCAUCUAUUCUUGAAGUCAAGAAGAGUAUAAUUGAUGAUAAAAGGUAUGCAAACAAGAGAUUAGAUGAAUUGACUUGUAUUGUGAUUGCUGAGCAAGCUAUUAGAGGAGCAGCUACAUUAGAAAGAAAUAUAGCUACCAAUAUUGCAUUGAGCUUUAUUCCUGAUACUACAUAUUUAGAAGAUAGUUAUAUAAAACUUGGAAUGUUACUAGAAAGGGAACAAAUACUAUUAAAAUUUAUUAAGUCAAUAGAUAGAUACUGUAAUUGCUCUUGGAUCAUAUGGCAUCAAAAUAUCAUUCCACUAUAUUUUCAGCAAAAUUUUAGCACUCAAUUGAAUGCAUUGAAAUUAAAGUAUUUCCUAAUGGUUAUUGAUGAUUGUAUGAGCUUAUUGGAAGAAACUGAUAAAUAUUUUGGUAAACCUCAAUCUAAGGAGUUUAUGUGUAAUGUUCAAAACAUAAUAAAAGAAAAUGUAAUAAACAAUAUGAGUCAAAGCAUUGAAACAAAUUUACGUCUGCAUAUACAUUCCCAUUUACAAUUGGAUGUUGUUAAUCCUCUUACAAUGGAUAUGAUAAAAAAAUCAUUACUACUUAUAGAUAAUCUUAAAGUAAGCUGUGUUUAUAUGAGAGUUGUCCCUGCAGUAGAGCAUUACUUAUCCAAAACAUACUAUAAUCUGACCACUGUAGUUUUAUCUGAUUGGAAGACAUAUGGUGAAAUGCGACAAAUGGCUAAAUUCAAAUUUAAUCUACUGCCAAUUCAAGAUGACCUCCCAACACAAACUUUAGAGCAGGGCCUUGACGUUUUAGAAAUAAUGAGAAACAUACACAUAUUUGUCUCAAAAUACCAAUACAAUCUGAACAAUCAAAUAUUUAUUGAGAAGAGCAGCAACAAUAAACACCUUAAUUCUAUAAAUAUUCGACACAUUGCAAAUUCUAUAAGGACACAUGGAACUGGUAUAAUGAACACAACUGUCAACUUUACAUACCAAUUUUUGAAGAACAAAUUCUUCACCUUUUCUCAGUUCAUGUAUGAUGAACAAAUAAAAUCUCGCUUGAUCAAGGAUCUCAGACAUUUUAGAGAAAAUGUUGGAGAACAUGGAAACAUAUACCCAUACAAAAACGCAGAUAGAUUUAAUAAGGGCAUAAAAGUAUUGGGCGUAGCAGAUGAUGGACAAAGUUAUUUAGAUCUAUUCAGAGACCUUAUCACUCAAAUUGGCAAUGCAAUGGGUUAUGUGAGGAUGAUACGGUCAGGAGGAAGGCACUGUUGUGCCGACGCUACUGCGUUCUUGCCAACACUCGAACCCAAAAAAAUUAAAUCACUAUGUGAAGAAAGUAACUACACAGCAAAAACUUUAGAAACAGCUGAAAACUUAGACGAGAAUAUUGAAGGUCUCAUAUCGAAUUUUAUUCUCGGCACUGAAUACUUUAAGCUCCUAGUAGAAGUAUUUGCACCUGUGUUUCGGAACCCCAAAAAUGUACACCUUAAAAAUUUCUUCAUCAUUGUUCCUCCUCUAACUUUAAAUUUUGUUGAGCACAUGAUAUUAUCGAAAGAUAAAAUGUCUAAGAAGAACAAAGUCGGAGCGGGUUUUACCGAUGACGGUUUUGCAAUGGGCGUGGCUUAUAUCCUGAAGUUAUUGGACCAGGACUGCAAUUUUGAAUCUUUACAUUGGUUUGAUUCUAUAUGGAAUCAUAUUAAAGACGAAAGGCGAACGAUUGAAGAUCAGAAAAACAAGGGAUCAGUGCAAUUGCAGCAAGCAUUGGCUUUAUCAGAGAAGAAACUGAAAACCCUUGAAGAAGAAUAUAAACUUUUAUAUUACAGUCUAACAAGUGCAAGAAUAUUUUUUAGGUAAAAUUAUAACUCAAAAAAUCAACAAUAUUUACACAUAUUAUAAAUUAUACACACAUAUUUAA